GCCGCCGCUUCUGCACCCAGCACACAGGAGUGGCGAGAGACCAAGUAUGUAAAGGCCCCCGAGAUAUUCAACCCCAAGAGUAUCGAAGAAGAAAUCAGUAUGUGGCCCGAAUGGGCCUUCAGCUUCAAGAACUUUAUGGCCAUACAAGAUGAUGAAUACAGGGGUGACUUUGCCAAGGCAGAGACGUCAACAGAGUUUUUGGCUUUUGAGGAUUAUGGCCCGGCUAUCAGAGCGAGAUCGCUGCGGCUGUACUCCAUCCUUGCAUCUUAUUUGAAAGGCCGAGCACUAAAAAUUCUUCGUGCAGAACCAAAAGGAGACGGAUUUAGCGUAUGGCGCCAAUUGAAGGAAGAGCUACAACCAACUUCGCGCCCGCGCGUGCUUGCGCUUGCGCAGGCGCUCACGCGCUUUCCACCCUUGAAAGAGGGUGCCUCAGUACUGGAGUACACUUUAGGGUACGAACGCCUUAUCACUGAGUAUGAGAAGCUAUCGUCCGCGCGGUACCCGGAGGAUCUAAAGAUCUCCACGCUGAUGUCUGGCUUGCCACAAGAUAUCAAGCGAUAUUUGCAACUACAAAUCGACGAUUCCACUACGUACAAUGGUCUUCGUAGCACUCUUCUUCAAUUUGAACGAACAGCAGCUACAUGGUCUACAGAACACGUUCUGAAGGCCAUCGGGGUAGACAAAGACUCGCCUUUGCACCCAGGAAAUGGGCCUGUGCCCAUGGAUGUGGACCGCGUCGAGCAGGGCAAGCCCAAGGGGUCCUGGAAAGGCAAGAAGGGUGAUGUUGGAAAGGACAAAGGCAAGAAGGGCAAAGGCGAUAAGGGUUCCUGGAACAGCAAGGGUUACGACCAGGCCAAGGGUUACAAGGGCUACGGCAAUUUCAAGGGCAAUGUCAAGGGCAAGUUUGGUGGUGGCAAAGGGAAGGAGAAAGGCAAGAAGUCGUUUGGGAAAGGUUUUGGCAGUCCUGGUGGAAAGGGAAAAGGUCCAUGUUUUAUCUGUGGGCGCAUGGGGCAUCGUGCUGCAGAGUGUCAUUUGCGAGUUCGCCGGCUGGAGUUCGCACAUGACGUCCUGAUGGAGGAGAUCUUCGACGAGACCGAGGCAGGUGAGGUUGGCGAGCCACUGUGGGAAAGCCAUGUUCAUGAUCUUUCGUGGUAUGAUUCAGAAGAAGUUUGGGAAGAAGGUUGGGAUGAGUAUGAUGGGUUCGGUGGCUAUGUGCGCAUGGUUGCUGAGAUUGUGGAGCCUGCAGAGCAUGAGUUGCUAGAGGAUGUCCAGUCUGAGUGUGGUAGCAGCUGCUCUUUGCCUUCCACUUCCACUUUGCACUUCUCUUUGUGCGAUGAAGAUGAAGUUGAUUCCCCGUGUGAGCUUGAGAGUGGAGCUGAAAGUGAUUGGGUUCUGUUGCAGCAAGCCCGAGCUGAAGAAGCCGAAUUCUGCGUGCGUGCAGUUGCAGAGGGUCACGAAGUAAUCCUCGACUCAGGUGCUGACGUCACGGUGCUUCCGAUGCACAUCUUUGGCGAGGUGGGCAUCGAAGACCACGCGAGCGUGUCCUUGGUGGAUGCGCAAGGCUCGAUCAUUCCGCAAGCUGCCGUGAGGGAAGGAGUGACGUUUGUUGUGAAAGGUUGCGAUGGUAGCAGUAUCGUCUUUAAAGACAAGGCAGUGCUAGCGCGGGUCAAGCAACCACUUCUUUGUGCUGGCAAGUUGAUUCGUGAUGGGUGGCUUCCUCGCCCUGACUCAGAGAACCUUGUGAUGGCCAAGGGUUCUCAAGCUUUUCCUCUACAUUGGGCAAGGAACUCCAUUGCCGCUACCAUGAAAAUUUUCAGAACGGAAGAGGCCCAGGUGCGUAUGGUGGUUGAGUUGGGUGAGUCGUUUGUGAACAGUUUGAAGAGAAGGGGUUGGCAGUUGAAUGAGAAUGGCCAGCCCACGCAUGUGAGCAACAGUUCGUCUACUACAACCGACCCCAGUGAGAUGUAUGAUCCUGAAGUGUUUGCGCAUCGUACCACUUUGGUGCAACAGAGCGGCCGACGCUACACAGUCUUCGAGUGCGGUGAGUACUGGGAGCCAAAGCCUGUGAUGGAGAUAGGAGGCAGCCCUACCAAAGUGAUCACCAUCCUCACCACCCAGCCUGUCGAGCCCGAGUCGCUAGGAAAAGUAGUUGCAGAAGACGUGGCCAUUGUUCCCAGGUUUCCUCGACCUGCGCCUGGUGAUGAUGGUGGUUCUGGACAAGCUGAUCAGGAGGUUGCUGGAGCUGAAGAUGAGCCUCGGCAGAGCAUUGGAGCUCCGGUUUUGGGGCCAGAGUUGACAGUGGUGCCUGACGUCGGUGAGGUCGUCAAGCUUGGUGAGAAAGAGCUGAGGGAAGAGUCUAGUUUGAGAGAUUUGAGAUGGGGGUGCAAGUUCCUGCGAAUUCCCCACACUGGACCCAAAGCCACGCUGUGGGACCGCCUCAAGAAAGAGGUGGCAAUGAACCAGUUGAAGGUGGCUGUCCAGGCUAGCGAUGCGGUAGUGGAAGCGUACACCCCUGAUGUGAACCAUGGACCACUUCCUGUGAAGCCUGAUCCCCA
This is a messenger RNA of Symbiodinium necroappetens, 2555 nucleotides long. Lineage: Eukaryota; Dinophyceae; Suessiales; Symbiodiniaceae. The record is from the annotation of a GenBank genome assembly.